AUGACCGCGGCUUCGACCAGCACCAACGAAAUUGAUCCUAGGAGGAAGGCUGUUCGAAACAACAGCAGCAACAGUCAAAUAUCAUCACCGAGAUUAUCGGAAAGAGCAUUUGGAGGAGGACGGCGAAGUGCGCGUAACGGGACUGAAAACUCAGGAAGCGCCGAUAGGCUGCAUGACAAUGAUCAGGGUAGCAAAAACACAGAAAACCGCGCUGACAACGCGCCGUCGAAUGCGCCAUCAUUACAAACCAGAUCUCGGACAGUGGCCGGAGAACUUCUCGAUUCUUCGGAAAAUGCCGCAAUUGAUCCCCUCUCGCAGGUACGCAACAUUCCCGAACGAAAGGAUUUGACAAUACAAAGUUCACGCACAGUCUUGUACUUACACUAUCCCCAGCAUAUCCUAAAACGGACGCAGACGGAGAAAUCCAUUCCUUACAAACUGAAAUCGCAGACACCAUACGGUCAGGAAUCGGGCGGAGACGGAAACAAGCCUAGCCCAACGGAUCAAGUUGGUCACCGCAGCGAAACAUUUCCACUAGGUCCUAGAAAGGAGAAAAAAAAAGGGGUAUCUUUCCUCAGUCGCAUUAUAGGCACAAAGAAAAAUCAAAUCCCCGCAGAAACGAACGAUUCCAAUGCCUCGGUUUCCCAGGCAGACGAUGUUAACGGCAGGAAUGAUAUAUUUGCGCACCCAGUGGGCUUUAUCCCACGAUUUCCACCUCCUCCGAAGUACAUCAAAGUAAGGCACUACAAAAGACAGAAAUCAUUCGAUCGCGUAUUCCUAGCCCAAGAGCUCGAUGGCGAGCCCGACGAGUCGACUCAGGAUGAGAAAAAGACGGGAAAUCCAAAGAACAAGGCUAUAUGGGCCAUGGUAUUUUCCAAGGACGGCAGGUACCUGGCCGCAGCCGGUCAAGACAAGGUUGUUCGUGUAUGGGCUGUCAUCACCAACGUGGAGGACCGCGAGGCUCAUGAACAGGAAGAAGAUGAAAUCAAAGGCAACGAUGGUAUGCGCUUAACUGCGCCGGUUUUCAAAACCAAACCAAUCCGUGAGUACACUGGGCAUACGGGCAGUGUAUUGGAUCUUAGCUGGAGCAAGAACAAUUUCCUCCUUUCGUCAUCCAUGGAUCGCACUGUUCGGCUGUGGCAUGUGAGCCGAGCGGAAUGUCUAUGUUGUUUUAAGCACAGUGACUUUGUCACUUCGAUUCAGUUUCACCCGCGCGAUGACCGUUUCUUCCUUGCUGGCUCACUGGAUUCGAAGCUGCGACUUUGGAGUAUUCCAGAUAAGAGCGUAGCAUUCUGGGCGACGGUCCGGGAUAUGAUCACGUCGGUUGCAUUCACACCAGACGGGAAGUACUCGAUUGCGGGCUGUCUUAAUGGGUUAUGCAUUGUCUAUGAGACAGAUGGACUAAAACCUAAUGCGCAAGUGCAUGUGCGCUCGGCUCGAGGGCGGAAUGCGAAGGGCAGUAAAAUAACUGGCAUCGAUACGAUUGUGUACCCUCCCAACGAUCCAAAUGGAGAUAUCAAGUUGCUCGUCACUAGCAACGAUUCCCGAAUACGACUGUACAAUUUCAAGGACCGUAGUCUAGAAGCAAAAUAUCGGGGAAACGAGAAUUCCACGAGUCAGAUUCGAGCAUCAUUCAGUGAGGAUGGCAAGUACAUCAUAUGCGGCAGCGAAGACGGACAUACUUAUAUCUGGCCAACGACAUCUACCGAAAAGGACUCGGAAAAGCGUGCACUCGAGGAAUUGGAUAUGCGAACUGAUAUUGUUACAUGUGCAAUCAUGGCGCCAAUUGCUACGAAACAGUUAUUGGGGUUUUCAGGCGAUCCCUUAUACGAUCUGUGCAAUCCACCGCCGAUAACCCUGGUCGGUAAGAUGGACUCGAAUCUAUCAUCUAAACAAGCAGAUGAUCAAUUGGGUCAACCGAAACGUGGGAAAGAUGAAGAUGCCACACCGACAACAGCAAAGGUGAACAGUUCUCCAGCAUAUCUUGCUCGAUCCACCCAUCCAGAUGGUAAUAUCAUCUUGGCUGCAGAUUGCUGGGGCCGGAUAAAAGUAUAUCGGCAAGACUGUGCUCACAACAAACGACCAAGUGAUUGGGACACGAUGUCUUUUUCGAAGAAGCUUCUCGGAAGAUCGAACUCAGCCCGUCAUAGUAUUGCGUCGUCUAUUGGGCGUGAAUCCAAGACUCCAUCUGAGCGAAUAUUGGCAUGGAGAAGUUCCGUGACUGGUACUGAACUCGCUAGUAUUGACUCGAAUGGCAGUAGAAUUCGUACUCCAUCUCCGCGCAAGUCUGGGUUGGGACGUCGUUCGCGGUAUUCCAGUCCUGUCAAUAGCCCUGAUGCGAAGACGGAGUCAGGCUAUGCGACUCCCCUGACGCAUUCAGUAGUUGACCACGAAGAAUCCGUGGCAGUCGAUAGACACAGGGGCGUUGAAACAGUGAAUAACGAGGAGGAGAAUACCAACUCGGCUUCGGAAACUGGAUCCGGAUCUAGCUAUGCGUCAGAAGAGUCAGAAGUGGAUGAAAAAGAAGGUGCGGGCAAUGGAGCAACACCGGAGUUGCCUGAAAUACCUCAAUUCAACGAAAACAGUCAGAGCAACGCCUUUUGGAGACGGAGCGCCGAAUUCGUGCGUAGCAUUAGAGCCCAAGGACUCUUGAGUCCAACCUAUGGGACUCGUACCGACGAUACGGAAGCAAUGCGUCGAAAAUCCAGUGCAAUAAGCGCUUUGAGCAGUGACAUGGGUUCUUCUUACGACGGUUCUAACGAUGUGACACCCAGUCAUGAAGCGGACGAAAGUGAAGUGUUGCGGUGUUCGCGAUGUCGUGGGACGAAUUUCCGUGCGACAAAGACCAAGAGCGGUAUGCAAAAGCUGGUUUGCGUCAGGUGCAAUACUGCUCUUGGGUAG
This is a messenger RNA of Talaromyces stipitatus ATCC 10500, 2901 nucleotides long. RefSeq names its product WD repeat protein. Gene Ontology annotation, molecular function: protein binding. The coding region runs from base 1 to 2901 and encodes 966 amino acids. The record is from RefSeq and is a predicted model, not a curated record. The transcript has 4 exons. NCBI's taxonomy places the organism in Eukaryota, Fungi, Ascomycota, Eurotiomycetes, Eurotiales, Trichocomaceae.